CGUCGCGUUCACCACCUGGUGGAACACGCACUGUGGGUGAAGCGAUAUCAACAAAGGAAGUAGGGACAGAUCUGUCGGCGUCUAAUCGCAGCCUGAUAGCUUAAUAUCGAGGGAUCAUCGAUCAAGAUCGUUCGACAAAAUUUCCGUGACACUCGCAAACACGCAAUAUGUUCAGUUUAAGUGAGAUUGGCGAGCAGUUGAAAGACGUGAGCCGAAAAUCGGUCGGAGUCUCAUUCGCCGGUCAGUCGCUCGUUUUGGACACCGCGAAUGACGCUCUCCAAGUGGUGGAAGCAAUUAAAGCAUGUCCGUGCUUGGAGUACUUGGAUCUGGAAGGAAACACAUUGGGUACGCCAGCCGCCGAAGUUAUAGCAGAGGCGUUGAAGGAGAAGGGAACACCGUUGAAGAGAGCUCUGUGGAAGGACAUGUUCACUGGCCGUUUGAAGACAGAAAUCCCGAAAGCGUUGGAGUAUCUAGGAACUGCGUUGUGCACUGCCGGUAGUCAGCUUACCGAACUUGACUUGAGCGACAAUGCCUUCGGUCCAAUCGGUAUUCAAGGGUUAGCAAAUCUGUUGGCGUCGAGCCCGUGCUAUACCCUUCAGCAGUUGAAAUUGAACAACAACGGUCUCGGUAUAUCAGGUGGAAAGAUGUUAGCCAAAGCAUUGGAGAAGUGUCAUGAGAAUAGUUCUAAAGAAGGCAUGCCGCUUGCGCUGAAAGUUUUCAUCGUCGGCAGAAAUCGGCUGGAGAACGAGGGCGCGCAAGCGUUGGCAUCUGUAUUUGAAAAGCUGAAAACACUGGAGGAGGUUGUAAUGCAACAGAACGGCAUAUAUCACGUAGGCAUCGCGGCGAUUGCGCAGGGUUUAUCCGCCAAUCCUAAUUUGCGAGUGUUAAAUUUGAACGACAAUACGAUCGGAUUGAAAGGAGCCAGAGCGAUCGCUAGAGUUUUACCAAUUUUCCGGGGUCUGGAGGAAUUAAACCUCGGAGAUUGUUUGAUAAAGACAAAAGGGACUUUAGUUUUAGCGGAGGCUUUGGAGAUUCACGGCAAUCAUACGUCCCUUAGAUAUCUGGAUUUAAGCAAUAACGAACUGCGCGCGGAUGCUGGAAAUGCCAUUGGUAGGGCCAUGCAUGACAAGGCUCUUUUGACAAAUCUACAGUUGGACGGUAAUUGCUUUGGAACGGAAGGACGCGAGAGCCUCCAACAGAUACUUACUAAAUUGGGAAGAAUUGAUGCAUUGAAUUCUUUGGAUGAGGAUUAUACCGAGGAUGAGGAGGAGGAAGACGAUAAUGAGGCUGAGCAGAGCGAGGAAGACGAGAGUGAUAAUGAGGACGAAACCAGUGACAAAGAUAAUAAGGAACAAGACAAUAUUGCACAAGGUACAGUGGUAACAGUAGCGGAAUUCGUGAAAUCACCAAUAGGUGAGAAACUGCUGCUACUGCAAGGCGAUAAUGUGCAAGCUUUUAUCGAUUAUGUAACGAAUUUGGCAAAUGAAAGUGAUGCAACAGAACAGAAGUAUAUAGAGGAACUCUUACGAAUAACUAUGAAGGUAUCGGCAUUGUGUGGCAGCGGCUACAUAAAUGUGAGAAUAAAAGCGGAAUCCUUGUCCGAUGCUCUAUAUGCAAAGCUGUUUUCUUACGCUGUAGAGACUGAUCAAAUAUCAAAUUUGAAUAAUGGAUUGCUAGUGAAUCUUGGUUUAAUAAAAAGCGAGGAUAAAACCAGUGGAAAAAUCGAUUGGAAUUUGGAGGGAUGUUUUAAGGCUUUGGAAAAAAUUACUCAGAGAGAUUAUUUCUUAGCGCAAACAAGGAGUAUGUUGAAGGUAUUUCUAGAGAAACCAAUGAAGACUAGUCGUGCAAAUGUAGUCGAUCCAUUUCAAGAUUCUAAAACUGCUCUCAAAGCUGUUCUAGACAUUAUUCAAGUUACGUAAAAUUUCGUGGUAUGUCUUAUAGUUAUUUAUUUUUAUACAUUGUAUGGAAAAUGAUAGAAAUUUCAUGUAAAAUUAGAAUUAAGAUACCAUCAUUAUAUAUGACUUUUACAAAAUAGUCGUUUAAGAUGAAUCUUGAUAAUUUUUAAAUUUUGUACUUUUAAUAUUAAAUUUGUUCAAUACAAACUUCUCUUUGCAAUCUUUGUCUCACAAUAAGAAGUUCUACUUCGUUUUAUUAAAUGACUAACAAUUACGAAUAAUGCGUAAUAAAUUAUAUCGAAAUAAAAAA
Wasmannia auropunctata (little fire ant) is the source of this 2205-nucleotide messenger RNA. RefSeq names its product ran GTPase-activating protein 1 (gene RanGAP). Bases 168 to 1919 code for a protein of 583 amino acids. Gene Ontology annotation, biological process: signal transduction; nucleocytoplasmic transport; activation of GTPase activity. Gene Ontology annotation, molecular function: GTPase activator activity; small GTPase binding. The record is from RefSeq and is a predicted model, not a curated record. Lineage: Eukaryota; Metazoa; Arthropoda; Insecta; Hymenoptera; Formicidae. The transcript is spliced from 5 exons. Gene Ontology annotation, cellular component: cytosol; nucleus; perinuclear region of cytoplasm.